Trichoplusia ni (cabbage looper) is the source of this 6117-nucleotide messenger RNA. RefSeq names its product DNA polymerase zeta catalytic subunit (gene DNApol-zeta). The transcript has 20 exons. Gene Ontology annotation, cellular component: nucleus; zeta DNA polymerase complex. Lineage: Eukaryota; Metazoa; Arthropoda; Insecta; Lepidoptera; Noctuidae. Gene Ontology annotation, molecular function: nucleotide binding; DNA-directed DNA polymerase activity; DNA binding. Bases 168 to 5450 code for a protein of 1760 amino acids. Gene Ontology annotation, biological process: double-strand break repair via homologous recombination; error-prone translesion synthesis. The record is from RefSeq and is a predicted model, not a curated record.
UUGAAAAUAAUGUCAGUGUCAAUGUCACAAAUUUGUAAACAAAACGAUUAUGACAGACGUAAACACAAAUCCAGACGAUAACAAGUUCGAACAUGAAGUUCUAAUGUGAUAUUAUGUGUGUGUUUUUUCUGAAAUGAUGUCGCAGGAUCUUAAUUUAUAACGCCAACAUGAGCACUUUAGAUUUUUCAGAUUAUAAUAAUUCAACGAACACUGAAUUUUCUGUGAGGAUUGUGGUCUGCGAUCAUUAUUUGGCGAAACCAACUCCCGGUUUAGACGUGAUAUAUUCAGAUUUUAGAGGAAGUGAUAUAAAACAGGUUCCCAUUUUAAGGAUCUUUGGGCCCACCCCAGAUGGCCACAAAGCAUGCGUGCAUAUACAUGGUGUGUUUCCCUACUUUUACAUACCAUGUCCAACACCAAACCCAGAGCCGCAGUUUUUGUAUCAGAUUGCGGCAAGUUUAGACAAAGCCUUAAAUAUUGCACUGAAACAGGCAAUGUCUGCAAAUCAACAUGUGUACAAAAUAUCACUAGUCAAAGGAUUACCAUUCUAUGGAUACCACAACAGAGAACAUCUUUACCUAAAAGUAUUUUUAUACAGCCCUGGUUUAAUUAAACAAGCAGUUGAGCUCUGCAGCAAUGGUGCCAUCCUAGGCCAAGUAUUCCAGCCUCAUGAAUCACAUUUAAACUUCACACUCCAAUUUUUCAUAGACUUCAAUCUAUUUGGCAUGAGCAAUGUAGAUUUACAGCAUAUUAAACUGCGGAAACCAGUUACACCAAACUUAAGUGAAGCAGACCAAUCAUCCAAUGAAUUUGGACUUAAACCUGAAAGUUCUUGCUAUUACGAAGGAGAUUGUGUUGCAGCACAUAUUAUUAACCGGCAAAGGAUAGGCAAAGGUGAUGGUAUUGAAAACCCAGGCUUGGAAGAAGUAUGGAAUCAAGAAAUAGAAAGAAGAAAACAGUUGAACAUAUCACUUGCAUCAAAAUCUUUAUCACAAGGUAGAAUUAAAGCUGAAGAAACAGAAUCACAUUACAAAUAUGAACAAAUGUUUUUGAUCAAAAUGUCCAAUUUGAUUGAUAAGCCUGUAAAUGUUGAACCUGAAACGAAGCCAUUAGACAUAGUGCAAUAUCCAGCUGAAAGUAUGGCAGGAUCUCAGUUAUUUAAAGCUGUAGAUGUAAGUGUACAUUUGCCUAAUAACACACUUGGUGCAAGUUUUAAUAAAACUCUAAGAGGAGAUCUAAAUGAGUCUGCAACUGAAGAAUUCGAUGAUACCUUGGUAGAUGAGACUUUGGCUCUGAAUAGUAGCCUUUCUCUGCACUACAGUCAAGUUUUAUUAAACAGUGAAGAUCUGGAUUUGGUAGAUAUGUUACAAGAUAUGGAUGCAGAAAAAGUUGAAGAAGAUAGUAUUAUGGGUACACCUGCAAAUGUCGUGAUUGAUGAAGAAGACGAAUUUGAUGAUGCUGAAUAUUCACAAAUUUUUGAUGAAGCUACAUUACUUUUAAAUCAAGAUGUAAGUAAAGGUGAUGAAAGUGAAUCUAGUUCGUCAUGGAAUGAUUCCUUCUGGGAUGGCGCUAGUAUACCACAGCUUGAUGGCACAUUUGACGACGAUCAUGUAAAAAAAGUGAGAAAAAGAAAAAUGAGACCAUUCAAACUUGGUUUAUCAAGACCUAGACCUAAGAAAGAGCGUACAGAGGAAUCUGACAGGAAAUCCGAAUCUACUACUGAUGUAAGCCAAAUGGAAGAAAUUAAUGUCUCCAGAGAUACUAUAGAAGAUAUUUCAGAUGGGUUUCUUAGGGGAGUUGUAAAAACUGAGCCAGACAGUACAUUAUUUGAGAAGUCCAUGAUCACCGACCCUGAUAACGCAGUUAAACGUGAGAUAGAAAACAAAUCAAUCCUAGAACUAGUUAAUAGUGUAACAGAAAGUCAUAAACGUUUAGAGCCAUUAGCCGAAGCUUAUGAUAAACAAAAUAAUUAUGAACCAGAGGCAGGACCUUCUAAUUUUAAAACAAAUGAAUCAUUUAAUGAAACACUCAAUGAAAGUACACAAUCAGAGAAUGAGAAACUAGGUAUAGUCAGCUUUUACGAUACAUCCAAAAUAUUUGAUACAACACUAGAAAAUCAAAAAGAUGACACUGCAAGUGACUUAGAAGAAAGUUUUAACGAUAUUGCAAUAAAAACAGAAGAAGUAAGUUUCGUCGAAGAAACGGAAACAAAUGUUUCUGAGGAUAAAGUCGUAAUGAAAGAAUCACCUAAAGAAAUAAAAAAAGAAAACGCAAGUAUAAUUCCUGCCAAAAAACCGAAAACAAAAAUUCUAAAACCGAAAAUUAGGGCACCGACUUUUGACGAAGUAUACUCUACUUUGCAUGAAUACAACAUACCUAAGGUAAGAAACUUAACACCAUUUUAUUCGGAUCCUAGAGAUGUAGGUGAUAAAGUAGAAAUCGGACAAUUAGUGUUAAAAGUUGGCAGUAAGCUUGCAAGGGAUCAAAAACCGUACGAGAGAGUUCUAAAUCGGACCACUAUAGAAGAAUGGCGACAACUGUUGUUCAUGCAAUCGCAUCAGUCCAUGUCUCAAGAAGCCAUAAAACCAGAUGAUUUAAGAAUAUUUCUAGCAGGUAACAGAAAAUGUGUGUUUCGACCGAUUAUGAAAGCCCCCACAAGAAAAGAAGUAGAAGAAUGGAUAAAAAACAAAAAUGCCAACAGCAAAAAAGAAGAAAUAAUAGAGAAUAGUAUUGAUGCGAGCAAGCAAAAUGAUGAAUUAGAUAAUUCUCAGGCAUUAGGUCUGAAUGAAAUUGAUAACAGUAUAAAUAUGGAUAACGACGAAAAGGAUAAAACUACGAAUUUGAAUAAUAGUCUACAGAUCACAAUGCAGCCAGAUGGUUCAUUUCUAUGCUUCGGAAACAGUGAGAAUCAAUUUCAAGCCGGCUCGAGCGAAAGUCCAACAGUAGAUGUAAAUUUUCUCACAGUUAUGUUGGUGGAGGUUCAUACAUCUGUCAGAGGAAAUUUAAAUCCCGAUCCAGCGAUCGAUCCUAUUUGUGCAAUAUUUUUAACUAUAACUAACGACAGUCCGCCCGGUCAUCGCUUGGCACAAAGCAUUACAAAAAUUAUAGUGGUUGAAAAAGUUACUGCAGCCACGAAACAUUUGGAGAGAUGUGUUUUUAACGUUGAUAUAUCAACGUUAACGUAUGUCGACAAUGAAACUGUUCUGAUAGAAAAAAUAAUCGAAUUAGUGAUACAGCAUGAUCCUGACAUAUUGUGUGGCUAUGAAACUGAAACAAGUUCCUGGGGAUAUGUUUUGGAAAGAGCACAAGUUCUAGGUCUAGAAAUUGUUAAAGAGGUGUCUAGAAUAACCGAAAAACAUCGACAAAAGCGUUGGAGAGGGGACGAAAAUGAUUUCGAAGGGAAAAUUAUCGGGAGAAUCAUGUUAAAUGUGUGGCGAUUGUUUCGGCACGAGAUGGCACUGUCCAGUUACAGUUUUGAGAACUGUAUGUACCAAGUUUUGAAGGAGAGAGUUCCUACAUACAGUCAUGCGCAGUUGUGGACGUGGUGGAGCGAAGAGUCUAGGAUAUUACGAUGGAUACCGGUAGAGUAUUACUUGACAAGGCUAUCUGGAACUGUGAGAAUGUUGGAUAAACUUGAUAUCAUAAAUAGGACAUCAGAACUGGCACGGUUAUUUGGGCUGCAGUGGUGGGAGGUCCUGUCUAGGGGUUCUCAGUUUCGUGUCGAGUCUCUUAUGCUGCGAGCUGCGAAGCCACUUAAUUUAGUAGCACUAUCACCCACCGUCAAGCAGAGGGCAGCUAUGAGAGCUCCAGAAUGUUUGCCACUUAUUUUUGAACCAGAAUCUCGUUUCUACACUGAUCCUGUUAUCGUGUUAGACUUCCAAAGCCUGUAUCCAUCCAUGAUGAUUGCUUACAACUACUGCUUUUCGACAUGUAUUGGUCGUGUACAGAAUAUCAAUGGCGAAACAUCAUACGAAUUUGGGGCAUGGCGUUUAAAAAUACCAAAAUCAGAACUCGAAACAUUAGUAAAACAUGGUCUGGUCCACUGGUCACCGGUCGGAGUAGGAUUUGUUAAGGCAUCCGUACGCCGCGGUGUACUACCAGCGCUGUUGCGCAGGAUCUUGGCUGCAAGGCAGGCAGUCAAGAAAAAUAUGAAAGUGCAAACUGAUGAGGCAGUGAAGAAAGCAAUGCAUUCCAGGCAAUUAGGGUUAAAAUUAAUUGCAAACGUAACGUACGGAUAUACGGCAGCAAACUUCAGCGGUCGAAUGCCAUGCAUUGAGGUCGGAGACAGCGUUGUCGCUAAAGGACGAGAAACUUUGGAGCGAGCCAUUAAGAUGGUGCGAGAAAGCAAACAGUGGAACGCAAAGGUUAUUUACGGCGAUACGGAUUCUAUGUUCGUCCUUGUACCGGGAGGCACUCGUAAAGAAGCAUUUGAAAUUGGCCAACAAAUUGCUGACGCUGUCACUGCUGAUAAUCCGUCUCCAGUCGCACUCAAACUUGAAAAGGUAUACCAGCCAUGUAUUCUACAAACGAAAAAACGUUAUGUUGGCUAUAUGUACGAGAGUGCCGAUCAAGAGAAGCCAGUUUAUGAAGCUAAAGGUAUCGAAACUGUGCGCCGUGAUGGCUGUCCAGCUGGAGUUAAAUUACUACAACGAGCUCUAUGUGAGUUAUUCGAGACUUGUGACUUGUCUCGCGUCAAACGUUCAGUGAAGUCGACGUUAUCUCGUCUCGCCGAUGGUACUCUCCCACUGCACGAGUUGUUCUUUACGAGAGAGUAUCACGGACCUAAUGGGUAUCGUCCUGGUGCGUCUGCGCCGCCUAACGAGAUAGCUAAACGUUUAGCAUCCCAGGACAGACGCGCGGUUCCUCGUAAUGGCUGGCGCGUCAGCUGGCUGGUGACGGCGGGUGCGCCUGGCGCCGCGCUCGUGCGCCUCGCGCGGACUCCCGCGGAACUACUGCGGGACCCCGCCCUCCAGCCACACAAGACUUACUACGCUGCUAGAGUACUUCUGCCACCGUUACAUCGCUGUCUUUCAUUGCUUGGGGUCGAUGUAUUUAAGUGGUGGAAUGAGAUAGGCUACACCCGCGAGGCCGACCCUGGCACAGGCUGCGGCGCGCCUCCGCACGGCAUCGCGCGCUACAUGUGGCGCUCGCGCUGCGCCUCGUGCGGCGCCCGCAGCGCGCGCGACUCCCUCUGCGGCCACUGCGCCGGGGGGCCGCGCGCGCAGCGGGCCGCCGCCACGCUGCUGGCCAGGCUCAGCACUGCGCUUAAAGAUGUCAGCUAUUGUGACAACAUUUGUAAAUCAUGCUGCGGCCAUAAUCGAACUCUGGAAUGCGAGAACACCGAAUGCCCAGUAAUAUGGCGACGCACCACUGCACAGCACAAACUUACUCAAAUCCGUGACGUCAUCAGCCAUUUACCAUCUAAUUUCACACAGGAGUGCUUAGACUUUUGAAUCUUAUUUAUACAAAAUAAUUUAAAUAAUGUUUAAUUAAUUUAAAAUACUUUCACACAUAUUAUUGUAUUUUUUGUAAAUAAAUCGGUAAUCUCAAAGCAAAAUGUAAUGUCUGCAUAAUUGAAAAGCCUGCAUUAUUAACUAAAAUUUAAACCAACUCCAAAAGCAAUCAGCACUUGAAAGGCGAAAAUAAACUAAAUGACAAUUACCUUAUAACCAUAAGUACCAGGUAGGUAUUGAACUCUGAAGUCGACGCAAAGCCUAAUUUUCAUAGUUAAUUUAUAUGUUGAUUGAAGUAUGUUGGACUUUAAGAGCUUCACACAAUUUCAUUUCCAUUACCUUUACUAAUAAGUUCCUAAACAAAAUGGAUUACAGCUGAGUUUUUUUCGGCUAAUUUUAAGUUGAUUCCUUUUUUUAAUGUUAAUUGCACAGGUUGGGAUUACCUUUUAUAAAUUAUGAGCAGGCAAAUGGCCUGAAAAAGACUCAACUAAGGUCAAUAUUAAGCGAAUACCUUUGAAGGUAAUUCGCCGCUCAAAUUAAACAAUAAUGGUCAUAAAUAAAAGCUACUGGACCUGAAUAAAAUUUUCCCGGAAGUAAUAAUAUCACCUAUAUAUUGUUAAAGUUGUAAAUUAUAAGGCUUACCCUUAUAAUUUAUUUAUUAUUUGAU